UUUGAUAUAAAGACUCUAGGUCCUGUAAUAAAACUUUAGCUCUAAAGAGAUGUUGUUAAAUUAAAAGACCAGUGCAACUGCUUUUGUGAUGACAGAAAACGCCUUAAAGAAGAUAGAUAGAAGAGCAGUCUUCUUCAAGAUUUUUAAUCCUACAGUCAAGAGUGAACUGAGAAUACCAGCCCAUUUUCUAAGGCAUAUUUCAGAAGAUUCACCUGAUAAAGCAACUCUGAAAUGUCUUUCUGGAGGCACUUGGAAUGUAAAAUUACACAUUGAUGAAAAUGGGUUGCUUAUAAACCAAGGUUGGGAGAAAUUCCACAAAGAUAACCAUAUAGAAGGUGGGGAGUUUCUCUUGUUUAGGUACGACGGGGCUCUACAAUUUACAAUAAGAAUUUUCAGCAAAAAUGGAAUGGAGAGAGAAGUGAAGUCAAUAAACAUGGACAAAAAUCAAAAAGCUUCAAUAUUUGAUAUGGACAAGAACCAGAAAAUGCCACCAAAAUACCCUUACAAUUCCAAAUUCCCUAAACAGACUCAUGUGGACGUUGAAAAUGGCACAGAACAUGAAACUCCAAGAAAAAAAGUUGCACUUGAGAAAACUGAGGUCCUUCUAACUCCAGAUAUUCCUCAAUUUGUGAAAUGUUUGAAAGGCUACAAUGUGAACAAGUCCUGUUUCAUAUAUGUUCCAAAGCCUUUGUGUGAACAACUUUCAGAAUCAGCCAAUAAGACAACAGUUGUACUCAGUAAUUCAGAAGGAAAACAAUGGAAAGUGAAUUGUAUAUUACAAAAAGGAUACCAUGCUUUUUGUGGAGGGUGGAAACAGUUUGUGAAAGAUAACAAACUUAAAGAAGGAGAUGUCUGUGUUUUUCAGCUUGUCAAUACAAAUGAACUGAAGGUCUCCGUUUUCGACGAUCCUCCUGAAUCUCUACUGAAACUUGCUGCAUAAAAAUGUACAAGAAUGUAAAUAUUAGUAAUUUGAUGAAAUGUCUUGGAACCUGAUUCCUGAACUUUGUAGCUACUUAACAUUGACUAGCCUGUGGACUGAUAAUGGGUGCUUACCUAGUUGAAGAAGAAGGAAGAAGCAGAGAAAUAGAGAGAAGGAGAAGUAUGUGUGUAAUGAGAGAAUUGUAUUUCAUUGCAUUACCCGCAUCUGUACAAAUAUUAGAGAUAUAUAUAUAGGAUUAGUUCCAUCUCUAAUUAACUGACAUUAACAGCUUAAAGUAAUUGUUAGGGACUAACUAAUUAACCGUAGGAAAUUACUCUAAUGCCGUUCUUUUAACUAGCUAUGUUACAUCUUUCUCUUCACUCCCCUCAAGCUAGGUACUGAAAAUAUAUUAAGAACA
Nicotiana tabacum (common tobacco) is the source of this 1337-nucleotide messenger RNA. Its product is annotated as B3 domain-containing protein REM16-like. Gene Ontology annotation, molecular function: DNA binding. The record is from RefSeq and is a predicted model, not a curated record. NCBI's taxonomy places the organism in Eukaryota, Viridiplantae, Streptophyta, Magnoliopsida, Solanales, Solanaceae.